AUGGCCCGUAACAAUGUUUACAAUCUCCCCCUUAUUCUCCUUCUUCUCCUCUCCCUAACCCUACCCAUUCUAUCCACCCCCCUCCCCUCCUCCCAGUCCGAAUCCCAAUCCCAAUCCCACUGGGUCGACAUCUGGACCGCGAUGCCUCAACUGACCGAACCAGCCAACCUACCUCCAGCCCCAUUUGUAGGUACCCCCUCUCCCUCUCCCCUCCCCAUAUUAUAUACACCAUUAAUCAAUAUCAGAACUCCAACCCCCUCCAUCUUCCCCAACACGACCCUCCGCCAAACCCUGCGCCUCACUCAACCCGCCAGCACCAUCCGCCUCCGACUCUCCAACGCCUUCGGCAGUACCGACCUCCCCAUCACCUCCGUAGCCAUCUCGCUCCCACCCAACAACACCCUCGGCAGCGCAUCCAUCAUUCCGGAUACUUCGACCCCAAUUUCCUUCGAUGGAGACACCUCGAUCCUCGUCCCAGCAGGGAGUCUCAUCGUCUCAGAACCGAUAACUCUCCCGAAACAAGCGAGCACGACACUAACAGUGGACUUGUACUUGGAAAGUGGACAGAACGGGACGGAUAUUACCUCUCAUCCGGGGAGUCGGACGACGUCGUGGAUGGGGUUCGGGGAUUUAGUUGGCGAAGAUAGUAUAGUUGGAGGGGACGUGGUGGGGGUGGAGCAUUGGUACUUCAUCUCCACCAUCGAAGCCCUCCUCCCGGAUACUUACCACGGCUGGCCCGACCUCCUCCUCCCCUACCUUCACAACAACCCCCAAACCAACACCCUCUCGCUCCUCAACCAAGCCGCCGGCGGCAACCGCCUCCUCCACGACGGCCUCGGCCCCAACACCCUCUCGCGCAUUGACCGCGACGUGCUCUCGCACUCACGCAUAACGCACGCGAUUGUCUUCGAAGGCGUCAACGACAUCGGCACAGCAUCCACCUCCCCUACAGCACAGCAAAUAACAAAUAAUCACGCGGCUCCACGCCGCCGGGAUUAA
Aspergillus niger is the source of this 999-nucleotide messenger RNA. RefSeq lists its product as uncharacterized. Bases 1 to 999 code for a protein of 332 amino acids. Lineage: Eukaryota; Fungi; Ascomycota; Eurotiomycetes; Eurotiales; Aspergillaceae. The transcript is spliced from 4 exons. The record is from RefSeq and is a predicted model, not a curated record.